Molecule: messenger RNA, 871 nt
Organism: Pimephales promelas (fathead minnow)
Lineage: Eukaryota; Metazoa; Chordata; Actinopteri; Cypriniformes; Leuciscidae
Product: transmembrane protein 272
Source: RefSeq, a predicted model, not a curated record
UUUUCUUUUUCCUUUUUCUGUCAGGCAGAGUGAAGUAAAGACGAUGGAAGACAGAAGCUUAUUGCAGAAUAUUCGCAGGCCUCCCAAACUCAGCACACCUGUCCUAAUAAUCUCAAAACUCUUUGUGACUGUCCUGCCCAUCGCUCAGGUAUCAAUUGGUGCAAUACAUCUGCAUGACUGUCCAAAGCAGCCCUAUAUUCCUAUUUAUCUGCUGGUGUCAGGUGUGUUUGCAUUGGUACUCGGUCUGCUGUCCUGCCUUCCAUGCACUCAGGAGCCAGAAGAUGGCACUCAAACUCCUUUGAGUAGUCUCUGCACUGCCUGGAAUUCACUGGUGUCCCUUUUCCUCUUCUGCUGGUUCAUCGCUGGUAAUGUAUGGAUCUACUCUAUUUACGACAUUAGUGCCGGUGAUUGCAAUAAGACACUGUACCUAUUUGCUUUCUGGACCACCACACUGGUCUACAUAUUGCUGGGCAUCGUCUUCUUAGGAGGUUGCUGUAUGUUAUUCUGCCUGUGUUUGUGUGGAAGGAGUGGAAAUGUGGAUGAUGUAUGAUGGACAGGGCCAACGACAGUCAACAUUAAUAUUCCUAAAAAUAAUACACUUAUGGACUUUAGCAGUUUCUAAAUCUUUUUUUUUUUUUUUUUUUUUUUUUGGCCUUAUUUGAUGUUGUGCCACUUACUCUCUGUAAUUCUGGUGUAUAAUUGUUGGGCACCAGAAGCUUUUGGAUAAGGAAUAUUGCAAGUUUAUUAACUAAACUGGUUUACUGUCUUUUAUAAUGGCAUGUGUCAGAUUUUGCAUUUGAGAAUAUUGUGGAAUGCUGAUUAAAAACAAAAAAGAUGAAUAAAUUGAUAUAAAAUAUCACAUUUCUUAUUA